Messenger RNA from Vollenhovia emeryi, 4387 nucleotides. RefSeq names its product transmembrane channel-like protein 3. The transcript has 14 exons. NCBI's taxonomy places the organism in Eukaryota, Metazoa, Arthropoda, Insecta, Hymenoptera, Formicidae. The record is from RefSeq and is a predicted model, not a curated record. The coding region runs from base 307 to 3504 and encodes 1065 amino acids. Gene Ontology annotation, cellular component: plasma membrane. Gene Ontology annotation, molecular function: mechanosensitive monoatomic ion channel activity.
AUUCUUAACGAGGCAAACACUAUUAAAAAUAUAUUCCAGGUGAUGAACCGAAGUGGAUGCUUUUCUUUACAAUCAUUCCGUCAUAGUAUUUUCUUUUCACAGUUCUCUCUAAAAGUCAAUCCAGUGGAUUAUCACUGAAGACAGUGAGUAUUCACUGAUUCGCAGUCAUAAUGCACUGAUUAACUUUUAGGGACUGUUAUCGAAAUUCUGUCUUGAUCACCGAUUGCUACACUUGCCAGUAUACUUAAAUCUUGGCUGUUAAUCAGAGUGUUGAAUAAUAAUAAAAUCAAUAGCACGAUAAUUUCCAUGGACGAGAGCGGUAACCAGGAGCAGAUCUUCGAGAAUCUCAAGCUGCACAAAGAGGUUCUAAGCGGUGUAAAGCAGCAGCCUUGGCCUCUUCGACGUAAGAUCAAGCUCGUACGGCAAGCGAAAGCUUAUAUCAGACGACACGAAGGUGCUCUGCAGGAAAGACUCGCUCAAAGUCACAGCACCAAGGACGUCAUAGCACGCGUCUCGCUUUUCAUAGCUAAGAAGUGGCAGUAUUUCCGACGUGAGCUAGUCAAUCUGCAAACGUGGCUCAUACCUUGGGAGGUCCGUAUCAUGGAAAUAGAAUCUCACUUCGGUUCCGCCGUCGCGUCUUAUUUCAUUUUUCUCCGUUGGCUUUUCUGGAUUAACCUCGUCAUCGCGGCGACUCUUACGGCUUUUGUCGCGAUACCUGAAGUAUUGACUGCAAACCCGAUUCUUGCCGGCGAGAGGAAGAUCAUGUUGAAGGAAGAAGCCGCCAAAUCAAAGGACCUGUUGACUUUGUGGGAAUUCGAGGGUGUGCUAAAAUACUCACCGUUUUUCUACGGCUGGUACACCAACCAGGACACGAACAGAAGUUACAGAUUACCCCUGGCGUACUUCAUUACUAAUCUAGUCGUGUACACGUACAGCUUCGUCGCAAUCCUGCGCAAAAUGGCGGAGAACUCGCGUUUGAGUAAACUGAUCGAAAAGGAAGACGAGUAUGUUUUUUCGUGGAAACUCUUCACGGGAUGGGACUUCAUGAUUGGUAAUCCGGAAACCGCUCACAAUCGUACAGCCAGCAUCGCGCUGGGCUUCAAGGAGGCUCUAUUGGAGGAAGCGGAGAAGCAAAAGGAUGAGAGAAACUGGAGAGUCAUUUCGAUGAGGGUAUUCGUGAACGUGGCAGUGCUGUCGUUACUCGCGCUGUCAGCGUACGCCGUGAUCAAGGUGGUUGAGCGGAGCGCUACGGAGAUUGAGUCUCAAAACUGGUGGCGACAGAACGAGAUCACGAUUGUGAUGUCUCUGAUCUCGUACCUCUUCCCGAUACUCUUCGAGAUCCUUGGCUUCCUCGAGAGCUACCACCCCAGGAAGCAGCUCCGAAUACAACUGGCACGGAUAAUGGUCUUAAAUCUGUUGAAUCUUUACUCGCUAAUAUUCGCAUUGUUCCGUAAGAUAAACUCUAUGAAACGCGAUCUUUACGAUCUCAAACCAGCAAACAAGUGUAUACGUAAAUUGGUACCAUGCGGCGACGAGCUGACGCGCACGCAACAAAUCGCAACGGUGGCAUCUUUGAGCCUUGUUUUAAUAAAUAAUGUCACCCACUCGUAUGCUAAGAGAGAAAUAGCGGAACCAAGUAUUAUCUAUAUUUAUAUAAAAAUACUUCUGAAAGAUAUAUCGUGCUAUUUCUCAUUCGUUACAAAUCUCGAGAAACAUUUAAAUCACUAUGUAAUAAGAAACAGUUACCUUAAUCAGCAUGAUUGUUCUCAUUUAGCGCUGCCAUCCAUCAGACAAGAAACCUACUAUCUCAAUCCUUGGCUGGACGUCGAUACUUUGUAUAAAGAUUUCAAUGAUACGUAUGAUUAUAACGAUUAUAACGUGGAUUACGGUACACGGUACGAAACUUCGGAUACGGACAGCGGUUACGAGUCCUCCACUAUGUCUUAUUACGAGGAACAUGAUACCGGGAGAGAUAAAAUACAUUAUGACGCAAGCUCAACAGUAACUGCGAAUUUUCUGACCGAUUCGACGACGGCCGAACAUUUCUAUACAAGUUCUACUUCAUCCCAAAGCGAAACCACGACGGCAACGUUCGAAUCAAACGCAAUGGAAGACAGCCAGGCAUCAUCUGAUAGAAAGGUGAGUGUUACGUCUGCGAUGGAAGAGGCCACAACAAUUGCAACGUAUAUUCCGGAAAGUGGCAUUCCCACUUCAGAAUCGAAUAAACCUGUAAUUCCCAUUUCAAGAAACAUUUACGUGGAUAGAUGCUUCGAAAAAGUUUGCACUACUAUGCCGUCGCAGAAAAAUUUAGCUAAGUCUUUGGAACAGCUAGACCCGAAGACACGCAGAAAGCUGCGUCGGUCAUGCUGGGAAACUAUGUUCGGGCAAGAACUCGCCAAGCUCACUGUCAUGGAUUUGAUACUCACGAUAUUAGCCACUCUCAGUAUGGAUUUCUUUCGCGCUGUUUUCGUGCGAUUUAUGAAUAACUGCUGGUGCUGGGAUCUGGAGAAGCAAUUUCCGCAAUACGGCGACUUCAAGAUAGCUGAAAACAUCCUCCAUUUAGUGAACAAUCAGGGCAUGGUUUGGAUGGGAAUGUUCUUCGGUCCUGGUUUAACGGCACUGAACCUCUUCAAACUUGGCAUUCUGAUGUAUUUACGUUCUUGGGCGGUUCUGACGUGCAACGUACCUCACGAAGUAGUUUUCAGAGCUUCCAGGUCUAAUAAUUUCUACUUCGCGCUGUUAUUGACUAUGCUAUUUUUGUGCGUGUUACCGGUCGGUUACGCUAUAGUCUGGGUCGAGCCUUCGUGGUAUUGCGGACCAUUUUCUGGCUAUCCAAAGAUUUAUAAUUUAGCGACGCACAGUUUGAUAAACUCGCUCCCGAAGCUGAUUCAAAAAUGUCUCGAUUACAUUGCAUCGCCUGGUAUAGUGAUACCACUGAUCGUUCUCAUGACGUUGAUUAUUUAUUAUAUGGCAUCUCUCGCUGGAUCUUUACGAGAAGCGAAUAAUGAUCUGAAGAUGCAGCUACGACAUGAGCGUACGGAAGAACGUCGCAAAUUGUUCAAAAUAGCGGAGAAGAGGCACACCGUGGCCGAGACUCCGUUAUCGAGAUGGAAAAAGAUUCUGCCGGCAUUGCCGCAGGCCAGGAUAUCUCGAAAUGCCGAAACAGUUCAAAGGGACGAUGUACGGAUCACGAUUGGGAAUGUGAACGAUAUAACGGGAAAUAAACGAUUGACGAACGACAUUGAAGAAGAUUCGCUUCAAGAGCCGGUAUUGUCCGAUUGCGAGAACGUGCAGCGAGUUGAAGAACAGGACGAUUUGACAUUGAACGAUACGUCUUCUGGCAGAAGGCCGAUAAACGCGGUCGGAUGCUCUUGGGACUCGCCGUCCAGUGGGAAAAGUGUUACCAUACCGGAUAUCCAAGUAAAUGAAGAAGAAAAAGUUGUAUGCGACAGAACGGUGGAAUUGGGUGACGUGCCAGAAGACAGUGACGAAAAGAUAACAUAACGCAAGUUGAAUGUAAUAAGUAACAAACUAUUUUUAAAAACAUGAGAGAAUAAUAAUGUAAUUAGUAUUUUUCAUAUUGCCUUUUAGCAAGAAUCUGACUGAUUCGCGGAAUAUCAGAUCUUUCUAUUAGUUUGUAAAAGAAUAUUGAGCCAAUUCUCUUUAGAAUUAUAGAUUUAGUAUUAGUAUACCUCAUAAUCUUCCUGAAGCGAGCAAGCGGCGUCCAUAUUGCGCUUGUGCUAUUACGAUCGCGGAUGCCAUGUCGAAAUAUGAAAUUUGCAGACACCUCGUGAUUAUUGCGUUUAUUUAUACAAAUGUGUAUGUAAAAUGCCUAUAAAUAUUUAUAAAUAAUUAUCGCACUUUGCUGAAAACGUGAAACAGCUGCCUCUAAAGUUCCGGAUUCGCGACGGAUCAUUGAAACGCACACCGUACACGCAAAAUCACACUUUGAUUGAGCAUUGGCACAUUCCUCUCUAAUACCUUUAUCUUAUCGUCAGAUAUUACAUUACGUAUAAGAUAUUUAUAACAUUGAGCUGUUCCGAGAUUAUUCCUACGUAUAUAUCCAACAAUAUAUCCUGCUUAUAUAAAAAUAUAUACUCGUCACUAGCAAACGUACGAUCAAUCUCACAUUAGUAUAAGUUAAUUAUACAAUUGUUCUUACAUAAUUUCUGUUAAAAAACUCCAUCGAUAAGGUACAUUAACUGUGUAAGGGGCAAGCUGUUAUGUUAUUUUGUAGCACAGUACUAGUUACAACAAGUUAUUUUCGCGUUUGCGUGCGUUUCUUUUCGUUUAGCGAAUUUUAAAUAUUAGUUUCACUCGUCAGAUGCUUAUUAUUUGUACAACUCGUCAUGUACAAUAAAGAACGCAUCAGCAUCUUUGCGCCAAA